UCCGCUUCCUUGGAUCAUGUGGGACUUCCGAAUCAGGCAGAAUGCUGCACGGCCAAAACGUGAUUGCCCCGCGCUGUCACCAAACCUAUCCGAAGGAACAUGACGGCACAACGUAAACGCAAACGAUGUCUUGGAGUACCGCCGGUAGACGAGACAGAGCAGUGCACUUCAUGCCCAUUUAAAACCCGGACCCAUCUGGCCACCUCGUACGAUCUCGCUCUGCCAUGUCACCGGACAUGGACGGCAUUGCUCCAGCCUCCGCCCCCGCCCCCGCUCCGGCCGGCCCGUCGUGGCAGCAAGUCGGCGUGACCCUCUCCGGCGCCGGCACGACGGGCCUGACGGCCGCCGGCACGGUGCUCCUCUUCCUCUACCUCGCGGGGCGCUUCGUCUGGGUGUACAACAAGGAGGUGGUCGCCGCGAACGCGCCCGGCGCACGGGUCGACUCGGCCACCCCGGUCCGCGUCGUCGUUGUCCCCCGGCCCCUCCACCGCGCAGCACCGCCGGUGUCACAGCUCCCGGCGUUCGUGCGCGGCGAGGAGGGCCAUCGGGGCGCGCCGGAGGAGUGCGCGGUGUGCCUCUCGGAGUUCGGGGAGCGGGAGGCCGGGCGGCUGCUGCCGGGGUGCGGCCACGGGUUCCACGAGGCGUGCAUCGCGGCGUGGCUCCGGCUCAGCUCGACGUGUCCCCUCUGCCGCGCCGCCGUGGCCUCGCCCGAGUGAGCACAACCAAGGCGAGGAGGAGCGACGGCCGUGGUCCGCAUGGUCGAUAACGUGCGUGUGCAUGUAGAAGAAUUGUAGACGUAGAUAGACGUCGUUCGAAGCCAG
Triticum dicoccoides is the source of this 821-nucleotide messenger RNA. RefSeq names its product RING-H2 finger protein ATL5-like. Bases 225 to 716 code for a protein of 163 amino acids. The record is from RefSeq and is a predicted model, not a curated record. Lineage: Eukaryota; Viridiplantae; Streptophyta; Magnoliopsida; Poales; Poaceae. The transcript has a single exon.